Messenger RNA from Stylophora pistillata, 2196 nucleotides. RefSeq lists its product as uncharacterized. The record is from RefSeq and is a predicted model, not a curated record. Lineage: Eukaryota; Metazoa; Cnidaria; Anthozoa; Scleractinia; Pocilloporidae.
GUUUAUCUCAGAGAAAUGCUGUGAACUAAAAAAUCGGCUGAUAGAUGAAGGAAAUGUUAAAUGACAGAGGCAAGAACCUCCGAAUUCUGCUUCAGCCCUAAAUAUGGAAGACAAAAACAGCCGUAGCAGACACCAUUCAACCACAAAAAAGCUCAAAGUCGCUUUCUUGGCACCUGGGUGGAGUUCAACCGUACUCCAUGAAAUAAAUGAGAUAACCAAAGAAAUGGCAAAAUACAUGGCUAAGAGCUCUGAGGUUGAAAUAUAUAUCCUCGUUCCAAAGUGCAGUGACGAGGAUAAGAAAGCAGCUGAAAGUUACAACAUCAACCUUGUUGAAGCAAGUGAAAAAGUUGGCUACGCUGAACUGCAUUGGCUGGGCAGGGUGCCAAAUAAGUUAUUAACCCAUGUUGUUGUAGGACAUGAUAUCGAGCUCGGUCGUCAUGCACUAAGUAUAAAGGAGUCCCAAUCCCCACAUUGUAAAUAUGUCCAAUUUAUCCAUAAAUCCUAGGAGGAAAUUGGAAAGUACAAGGAGAACUCAAAUCCAAAAUCAACAGAGGAAAAUCAUAAACUACAAGUUCGACUUUGCAGAGUGUCAGACUUUGUAGUAACAAUUGGGCCCAGGUUACAUGAAAUUGUUUCCUCCAACCUCCGCCCUUAUAAGGAUGGUAAACGCGUGUUCGAUUUCACCCCUGGUAUUCUGGAGGAGUUUACUGAACUGGAACAAAGUCAAGAGGAAUUAAAAAAUUUUAGAGUCGUAUGCUUUUGUGGUGGAGGUUUAGAGGACUUUACUCUACAAGGAGUUGACAUUGUAGCUAAAGCUGUUGCUAAGUUGGGGGAUUGUAAUCUUUUAUUUAUCGGUGCAGCAGAUGGGAUGCAAGAAGAGACAAGAUAUCGGCUGCUCGGGUAUGGUAUCGAUCCUAAAGUUUUAACGAUACGAAGCGUUUUCCACAUCCAGGAAAGUUUGAAGGAUGUGCUUCUUGAAGUGGAUCUUGCGAUUAUGCCCUCGAGAGAGGAAGGUUUUAGUUUAAUCUGUCUUAAAGCCUUAUCAGCUGGUCUGCCCAUCCUUGUAAGUAAAAACUCAGGAUUGGGAGAAGCUCUGAUGAAAAUACCAUCUGGGUCUAAUUUUGUUGUUUCGUCAGAUGAUCAUGGCGCCUGGGUUAAAGAAAUUGCGAAGAUCCGCAUGAAGGAUAGGUGCACGAGGCUUAAGGAGGUUAAAGUUUUGCGUCACUUAUUCCAGGAGGCGCACAAUUGGGAGAAGCAAAUAGAAACCCUCAUUUGCAACUUAAAAAGCAUUACUAAUGGUAUGAAUUUUGGCGACGAUAAGGACGGUAUCUACGACAACCACAAAGACCAUGACGACGACGAUGAAGAAGAAACCGAGAAGCUGCAGAAUUUAGCGGGGAAAGAGAUUCCUCAGAAUGGAGGACCCUUGUGUUCGCGGACGACAUCAUUUGAGGAAAUUACGAGUCAGGCUUCUUACUCAGGGAAAGACACCUAUGAUCUGAGACAGCCUGCUUUCAUGGAAAUCCCAAGUGAUAAAAGAGGCUCUGAAAAGUUUCCGUUGAAAUCAACAGAAGAAAAUCUUUCUGAGAGAGACGGACCCUUGCGUUUAAGGACGAUCUCAUUAAGGAAAAUAACGACUGCUACCUCUUACUCAGGGGAAGCCAUUCUACCCACCAUAACUGAUGAAGCAUGUCCUAAUAGAACUCGUGGAAUUGGUUUAGGACUAAUUCCUUAUGUUUCUCAUAAACUUUCUUAUCUUGCAAGAGAUAUUACAGCUACUUCCUUAGCUAUCCAGGAUGUGCUGGCCAGCUCAAUGGUAUUUUUUUUAUGUGAGGGAAGAAUGGAAGAAGGACGUAUUUCUUCUCCUAUAAUUUGUAACAGCCUUUUUAAUUCUAAAGUUAUCAGUCAGGAAACUACCGCUAAGACUGGAUCUCGUGUCUGAAAUUUUUAAAUUCAAUUACUCAAGAAUUCAAGGAUACUGGAAAGGAUGUUACGUAUGGUGGGUCGUAACGGCGAUCACUUCCGCUUUGACACUUUUUUACACGUUGUACGAAUAUUACAAGUUCCUCUCAUAUCCACUUCCUGCUGCCAUGUUUUCAUUGAGCGGUUUCGUUUUCUUGUAAUGGUUGUUACAUGUUAAAAUUCUACCGAAUGAAAGAGGAAAUAAGAAUUUGGCUGCUGGGCUGGCUUGGAGCU